AUGGAAACCAAUAACGCCUCCGACAACUCCGUCUUGGGCAAGUCUGCCGGCGACCUGCCCACCGACGGCACUGGCAUCGUUUCUCUCGAUCCGUGGCUCGAGCCCUUCAAGGCUGGUCUCAAAAGCCGCUACAGCAAAGCCCAGCAAUGGAUCAAGACCAUUGAAGAGUCCGAGGGCGGCCUGGAGAAGUUUUCAAGGGGUUACGAGAGAUUCGGAAUUCACGUGAACGACGAUAAAUCCAUCACAUACAGGGAAUGGGCUCCCAAUGCGCUGCGCGCAUACUUCAUUGGCGAUUUCAACGGCUGGAACCGUGAUUCCCAUGAGAUGACGAAGAACGAGUUUGGUGUCUUCGAGAUCACCCUUCCGCCCGUUGAUGGCCAACCAGCCAUUGCUCAUGACUCGAAAAUCAAGAUCUCGUUCGUGGUGCCCAACGAUCACGCCAGGCAAGAACGUAUUCCCGCAUGGAUCACCCGAGUGACCCAAGAGCUGUCGGUGUCUCCCGUCUACGACGCCAGGUUCUGGAACCCUCCGCACAAGUACGUCUUCAAGAACCAGCGACCCAAGAAGCCCGAGAGCCUUCGCAUCUACGAAGCACACGUGGGAAUCUCCUCGCCGGAGCCCAAGGUCGCGACAUACAAGGAAUUCACAACAAAUGUUCUCCCACGCAUCAGGCACCUGGGAUACAAUGCCAUCCAGCUGAUGGCAAUCAUGGAGCACGCAUACUAUGCUAGCUUUGGAUACCAGAUCAACAGCUUCUUCGCUGCAAGCAGUCGUUACGGUCCACCCGACGACCUCAAGGAGCUGAUUGACACGGCGCAUGGCAUGGGAAUCACCGUCCUGUUGGACGUUGUGCACAGUCACGCCUCCAAGAAUGUUCUGGAUGGCCUGAACAUGUUCGACGGAAGCGAUCACCUAUACUUCCACGAGGGCGGAAAGGGCCGCCACGAUUUGUGGGACAGCAGGCUGUUCAACUACGGUAGCCAUGAAGUCUUGAGGUUCUUGUUGAGCAACCUUCGCUUCUGGAUGGAGGAGUACCAGUUUGACGGCUUCCGUUUCGACGGUGUCACAAGCAUGCUCUAUGUCCACCAUGGAAUUGGAACUGGCUUCUCCGGUGGCUACCACGAGUAUUUCGGUGACAGCGUGGAUGAAGAGGGUGUCGUGUACCUGAUGAUUGCCAACGAGAUGAUUCACCAGCUGUACCCCACUGCCAUCACGAUUGCAGAGGACGUCUCUGGUAUGCCUGGUCUGUGCGUUGCUCUGUCACUCGGUGGCAUUGGCUUCGACUACAGACUGGCAAUGGCCAUCCCGGAUCUGUACAUCAAGUGGCUCAAGGAGAAGCAGGAUAUCGAUUGGGACAUGGCCGGCCUUUGCUGGACCCUGACGAACCGUCGACACGGAGAGAAGACUAUCGCAUACGCCGAGAGUCACGAUCAAGCGCUUGUCGGUGACAAGUCCAUUCUGAUGUGGCUGUGCGAUGCUGAGUUAUACACCAACAUGUCAGUCUUGACGGAGCUUACUCCCGUCAUCGACCGUGGGAUAGCCAUGCACAAGAUGAUCCGCCUCAUCACCCACGGUCUCGGCGGUGAGGGUUACCUCAACUUUGAGGGCAACGAAUUCGGCCACCCUGAAUGGCUGGACUUCCCGCGCGAGGGUAACGGUAACAGUUUCCACUACGCGCGUCGGCAGUUCAACCUCGUGGAUGACCACCUUCUGCGCUACCGCUUCCUCAACGAAUUCGACAGCAAGAUGCAAUGGACCGAGGAGAAGUACGGCUGGCUGCACGCUCCUCAGGCCUACAUUAGCCUCAAGCAUGACAGUGACAAGGUGAUUGUCUUCGAGAGAGGUGGUUUGCUGUGGAUCUUCAACUUCCACCCGAGCAGCAGCUUCACCGACUACCGCGUCGGCGUCGAGCAGGAGGGUACCUACAAGAUUGUGAUCAACACCGACUCGAAGGACUUUGGAGGGCACGGCAACGUCAGCGAAGAGACGCGUUUCUUCACGACGCCGUUUGCUUGGAACGACAGGAAGAAUUUCCUGCAGGUGUACAUUCCGUCGAGGACGGCAAUCGUCUUGGCGCUCGAGGAGACUUUGUAG
This is a messenger RNA of Lasiodiplodia theobromae, 2094 nucleotides long. Its product is annotated as Alpha-glucan-branching enzyme protein. Bases 1 to 2094 code for a protein of 697 amino acids. The record is from RefSeq and is a predicted model, not a curated record. Gene Ontology annotation, biological process: glycogen biosynthetic process. The transcript is spliced from 8 exons. Gene Ontology annotation, molecular function: 1,4-alpha-glucan branching enzyme activity; cation binding; hydrolase activity, hydrolyzing O-glycosyl compounds. Lineage: Eukaryota; Fungi; Ascomycota; Dothideomycetes; Botryosphaeriales; Botryosphaeriaceae. Gene Ontology annotation, cellular component: cytoplasm.